Molecule: messenger RNA, 1743 nt
Organism: Impatiens glandulifera
Lineage: Eukaryota; Viridiplantae; Streptophyta; Magnoliopsida; Ericales; Balsaminaceae
Product: calcium/calmodulin-regulated receptor-like kinase 2
Exons: 7
Coding region: 311-1570 (419 amino acids)
Biological process (GO): protein phosphorylation
Molecular function (GO): protein kinase activity; ATP binding
Source: RefSeq, a predicted model, not a curated record
CCAAGUUAGAAAGUCGAAACCAGCGGCUUUUUAAUAUUCAUUUCAUUCUCUCAUUCAUUCAUUAUACAGAGAGAAAAGGUCCAUUUCAGUCGUCUGGGUUUCUCUCCUAUACCCAUUUCAUCGAAUCAACUCUACCCAUAAUCCUCCUUCUCGAUCGUCUCCUUUCUUCUUCCCCCAUAUGAGUAAAAGGCGAAAGCUUUCAUCGUUACGGAGAAGAAUUCAGCCAUGGAACGGCUGAUUGCUUAGUUGGUUGAUAAAGUGCAGUGACACAUCUGUAAGAUGCUCUUAUUGUCCAGUGGUAUACCCAAAAAUGGCUCAUAAAGCAGAUUUAGUUAUUAUUGGCAUUUCUGUGGGAUUGGCUCUUGGAAUCCUUAUAGCUUGUCUCAUAUUCUUUGGAAUUUGGUGGUACAAACGAAAUGCUCAUCUUCGUCAAUGUGCCAGUGAUCGAAGUGUAACAACUCUACCAAUACGCCAAAAUGGUCUAGAAGCAAGUCUAGACUCAAGUGCAUCAAUCUCAAAUUCCAUAACCAUUAAAGGGACAGAUAAUUUUACAAAGAACUCUCAGUUCUCAUGGUGGAGUGCUCAAAGCAAAGAUCGACUUACUUCUGCAUCGGGUAUACCUAGAUACAAUUACAAGGACAUCCAGAAAGCUACACAAAAUUUCACUACUGUCUUGGGACAAGGUUCCUUUGGCCCGGUUUACAAAGCUACUAUGGCUACAGGUGGAGUUGCCGCUAUAAAAGUUCUGGCAUCUGAUUCUAAGCAAGGCGAGAGAGAGUUCCAGACGGAGGUAUCUCUACUUGGAAGGCUGCAUCAUAGAAAUUUAGUUAACUUGAUUGGAUAUUGUAUAGACAAAGGCCAACAUAUGUUAAUAUAUGAGUUCAUGAGCAAUGGAAGCUUGGCAAACCUUCUUUACGAUGAAGGACGUGUAUUGAGCUGGGAACAACGGGUUCAAGUUGCUCUCGAUAUUUCACAUGGAAUUGAUUAUCUCCACGAUGGCGCAGUGCCACCUGUGAUUCAUCGGGAUCUAAAAUCUGCUAACAUAUUGUUAGAUCAUUUAAUGAGAGCCAAGGUGGCGGAUUUUGGGUUGUCGAAGGAAGAGGUUUUUGAUGGUCGGAACUCGGGGCUUAAAGGAACAUACGGGUACAUAGAUCCAGAGUACAUGUCAUCAAACAAGUUCACGAUGAAAAGUGAUAUCUACAGUUUCGGUAUUAUUCUUUUCGAGAUCAUCACAGCAAUCCACCCACAUCAGAACCUUUUGGAUUACGUCAACCUUGCGAGUAUGAGCUCGGAUGGAAUAGAUGAUAUAAUUGACAAGAAAAUAGCUGGGGAAUGUAACAUUGAAGAUGUGAGAAGCCUGGCUAAAAUUGCACAUAAGUGCUUACACAAAACGGCUAGGAAAAGGCCUUCCAUUGGAGAAGUUUCACAGGCUAUUUCGAGGUUGAAACAGAGACAUCUCGUGAAAAUGGAUACGAUGUCUUCUUCGAUUGGAGAUCUCUCGCGCAUGGCGAGCAGGAUAGAGCUUCAACAAACAGAGUUGAGAAGUAUGGCAGAGAUAAUAGUUGAAUGAAGUUCUCUCUUAUACAUGCAUCCCAUUGAUCUGGUUUUCUUCUCUUCUCUCUGUAAAUGAUUCACAUUUUGAAGUAAAAUUGUUAUAGCAUUAUUCAAGAUUCAGGUAUAGAGUAUUAUAUGAAUUGAGAACCAUGAACAUUUUUUGAGCGAUCAAUUUUCUGUUACAAAUGC